Molecule: messenger RNA, 1575 nt
Organism: Cyprinodon variegatus (sheepshead minnow)
Lineage: Eukaryota; Metazoa; Chordata; Actinopteri; Cyprinodontiformes; Cyprinodontidae
Gene: mtg2
Product: mitochondrial ribosome-associated GTPase 2
Exons: 6
Coding region: 196-1458 (420 amino acids)
Cellular component (GO): mitochondrion
Molecular function (GO): GTPase activity; GTP binding; magnesium ion binding
Source: RefSeq, a predicted model, not a curated record
AGUUGCAGUAAAGUGUCAAAAUGUGUGAAUUAACACAUCAAAACAUUUCCAAGACGUUGUCCACCUCCUGAAUCUACUAGAUGGUGUCUCCUGUGACGUAAUUUAAAAAAAAAUACUUCAGCUUCUGUUUUGUUUUUCGAUCGUAUCACAGAUUAGUUGUUUAAAGGCUCAAUGUGACAUUUAUCAAUCCACUGAAUGGUAAAAGGCACGAUGUUGGCACUGUUAUGGAGGGGUAGAAAGGCCUGUUGGAGCUUCGCUGACACUAUUUGGAGAUGCGGUUCAGGACAGGAGAUGGGUCAGAGAACCUGCAGUUUGCUCAGGGAAAGUUUUCCUCCGGCGAUGCAGAGGCGAACAGCGGGCGGAUUCAGAGGGGUCUGCACCUCCACAGCACUCCACGGGAAAAGCCGUGGAAAUCCAAAGAAGAAGAAUAUGUCUGAAAAGGAGCUGACCCGGCACUUUGUGGACCACCGACGUGUAAAGCUAGUUGCUGGAUCAGGGGGUAAAGGUGCCUGCAGCUUCCACAGUGAGCCUCGGAAGGAAUGGGGUGGCCCAGAUGGAGGAAACGGAGGUGAUGGAGGAAGCAUUAUCAUAAAGGCUGACCGGUUUGUGAAAUCAUUGGCUCAAGUGAUUCCAGUGUAUAAAGCAGAGGAUGGGCAGUCUGGGAGCAGCAAGAACUGUUAUGGUCGGAAUGGAAGCGCAACCUACAUUUCUGUACCAGUAGGAACUGUGGUAAAGGAGCAGGGUGCAACUGUAAUUGACCUGACGCAGCACGGCCAGGAGUAUUUAGCAGUGUUUGGAGGAGCUGGUGGGAAGGGGAAUCGUUUCUUUCUCUCAAAUGAGAAUCGGGCACCUAUGAUGGCAACCGCGGGCAUGGCGGGGCAGGAGCGUAUUAUUCAGCUGGAGCUACGAACCAUGGCUCAUGCAGGACUGGUGGGCUUUCCAAAUGCUGGCAAAUCAUCACUGUUAAGAGCUAUUUCCAAUGCCAGGCCUGCUGUGGCCUCCUACCCCUUCACAACACUCAAUCCACAUGUUGGAAUCGUUGAAUACAGGGAUCACGAGCAAGUUGCUGUUGCAGACAUCCCCGGCAUCAUCCGAGGAGCCCAUUUGAAUCGAGGCUUGGGAAUCUCCUUCUUGCGUCACAUUGAGCGCUGUCGCUUCCUCCUCUUUGUCCUGGACCUGUCUGCGCCUGAGCCGUGGACCCAGCUGCAGGACUUGCGUUAUGAACUGGACCAGUAUGAGCCCCAUCUGUCCCAGCGGCCUCAGGCUAUAGUAGCCAAUAAAAUGGACCUACCAGAGGCCCGGGAGAAGCUGGAGACCCUGAAGAGCCACGUCACACAGCGGGUCAUCCCCGUCUCUGCUCUUACAGGGCAGAAUACUGAGGAGCUGAUUCUGCACCUUAGAGAGCUUUAUGAUGGCUUCCUUCAAGGAGACGACAGCAGAGGAGUCAAAACUAACUAGCUGGUAGAAAACAAUUAUAACUAGAAGUGGACAGUGUUUGAUGUUUUUAAUUUCUUGUGAAUAAACAAACAAAACACAACAUAAUGUGCUGUUAUAUUGAAAUAUUACACACCCUAC